Messenger RNA from Theileria parva strain Muguga, 1466 nucleotides. RefSeq lists its product as uncharacterized. Bases 207 to 1400 code for a protein of 397 amino acids. The record is from RefSeq and is a predicted model, not a curated record. The transcript has a single exon. NCBI's taxonomy places the organism in Eukaryota, Apicomplexa, Aconoidasida, Piroplasmida, Theileriidae.
UUUAUUAAUAAAUUUUUAAUGUGUUAAAUUAAAUCGGGUGAAAAAUCAAAUCGGAUCAAUAGAUUAAAAUUCUAUAGUAAAAUAUAUCAUUUUAUACAAAUAUUGUUUUCAGUGACUGAUCUGUUUUAUAACAUUUUUAGAUUAAUGAUUCCCCAUUAUAGAUCUUAUCUUAAAUAGAUCAAACAAAUGAAAAGGUGUAAAUUUUAAUGAAUUUGCUCUCUAAGUUACUAUUACUGUACGUUUUGUUGAUUUGGUCUGGUAAUUUAGUAUUUUGUUCCGAUUCUGAUCUGUCUUCAAGUUCUGAUAAUGAUGAAACUACAGUUAUUUUUUCUAAAAAAGUAGAUGGCAAAUUAAUUACGCAAACUACUAAAACUAAGACUAAGACUAAGAAGAGGAAGAGGAAAAAAGAACACAAAAUAUCUAAAAAACUUGAGCAGUCUGCAUCAAAUUAUCCAGAUCAUUCAACAACCUCUUCAGAUGAAUCAGAAGGUUCAAAGGAUAAUUCUUCAGAUUCUGAGGAGGAAAUUAGUGUAACUACUAAGAGAAGAGUGGGAGAUCGUAUUAUUGUGACAACUACUACAACUAGAACCAAAAUUACUAGUUUAAAGAAAAAAGAUAAGGAUAAAAAAUCAAGAAAGAGAAAAGUAAGUUAUUUAAGAGGGUCGGACGAGGAAGAAGAUGACGAAGAACUAAUAAAAAGGAGAAAAGAUAUCUCUGGAUUAGAUUCAAAUUUAACCAUUAGAGAUAUUAUACCCAUUGAAGAAAGCGGUUUAAGUAGUCAAACUCCUGUCCCCUUAUCGCCAACAAAAGAACACAGUCCAGAACAUUUGGGAUCAUUUCCAAUAACACAUCCUCAAGACAAUUGGUAUCAAUUUCCAGGUUUAAGUCAUUCUGAUUAUGAUCAAAUGUGUGAUUUAAUUCCUAAGACUCCACAAUCGCCUAAAUCAUCCGACGGUGAUGAAUCAGAUUAUGAUGAAAAUGAUGAAGAACCUGAAGAAGCACCUGGAGAUGAAGAUGACAUAGUGGAGAAAGAUGAAUCUAAUGAUGAUACAGUAGAGAAAGUUGAAGAUCAGAAGGAAGUUGUUCAAGAUGAAGAAGGAAGUGACGAAUCUAGUGAUGAUACAGUAACGAAAGAUGAUGAUAUUGGUGGAUAUGGUGAUAGUGAAGAAGAUGAACUUGCUAUGUUUCUAGAUGAAAAUAUUGGAAAAGGCGAUAAAAAACAAAUUAAACCUGUUGAUUAUUCAACUGGUCCACGUAAUAACCCUGAAGUAGUUCAAGUAGAAGUGGAAUCGGAAGAUGAAGAGGAGAAAAUUGAAUCUGAUGACUAUGAUAGCACUGAUAACGAUAAUGAAGAAAAAAAUGAAAAAGAGGAAGAAACUAAUAAUGAAGAUAAAUCAUAAGAUAUAUGUUAAAAAAUAAAAUAAUUAAUAGAUUUUAAUGUAAUAUUCAAUCAAAUAAUAAAUAAA